Messenger RNA from Acipenser ruthenus (sterlet), 2067 nucleotides. Its product is annotated as serine/threonine kinase-like domain-containing protein STKLD1. Bases 86 to 1981 code for a protein of 631 amino acids. Gene Ontology annotation, biological process: protein phosphorylation. The transcript is spliced from 19 exons. NCBI's taxonomy places the organism in Eukaryota, Metazoa, Chordata, Actinopteri, Acipenseriformes, Acipenseridae. Gene Ontology annotation, molecular function: protein serine/threonine kinase activity; ATP binding. The record is from RefSeq and is a predicted model, not a curated record.
UCCAAGCAACACAACAAAGACAAACUCGGCGACGGAGAGAUUUGAAUUUACUGAAUUUUGUUUUAAUUUUAAUGAAACUUUAAACAUGGAAAAAUACGAGAUUUUGUAUAAAAUGGAUCCAGGAGUAUAUGGUAAUAUUUUAUUUGUAAAGAACCGAAGAGAUGGCAGGGAGUACACAAUGAAAAGGGUUGAAUUUCUUGAUGAGGGGGAAGCUAACAAAGCAUUAAAAGAGGCUCAUUGCCUUUUGGAGAUGCAACAUCCACAUGUCACCAGUUACAGGGAGAUUUUCAUCAUGUGGGACAGAAAGAUAUCAUCUAUCAUGCUGUGUCUGGUGAUGGAGUGCUCUUACAUGAGGAAUCUGUCUGCGACGAUCAAAGCACAUAGGGACAGAAGGAAACACGUUGACGAAAAGGCGAUCAGAAGAUGGCUGGGUUCGAUGGUGGAUGCUUUAGCCUACCUUCACAAACAGAACGUCAUACACAGAAACCUCAAGCCAUCAAACAUCCUGCUGAAACAAGAUCUGUCCUUCCAAGUCUCUGAUUUCCAGGUUCACUCCAUGGCUGAUGAUGAACUGAAGCUGAAGAUACGGAUCAAAGAAAGUAUGAAAAUUUGGAUGGCCCCAGAAACCUUAGAGCAGUGGAAGUGGAGUGAAAAAUCUGAUGUGUGGUCCUUGGGGUGUAUCCUUCUGGAAAUGCUGACUUGUCACACGUUGGAUGAAAAGGCUGUUCUGUCACUGCUACAGAAGAUCAGGCAGGAUUCUGAGCACUUGGAGACUUUCCUUCAGACUCUAGAUAGACCCCCUGCUCUGUGUUGUUUACUGAAGUGGAUGUUACAGAGAAACCCACACCACAGAGCGACCAUAUUUGAGCUGGUCAGUGUCCCUUAUGUUAAGGAAUGCCUGAUUUUGUGUGACUCUCCACUAUCAGGGCUGAAAAAGAAAUUGCUACCUGGGGUAACAGGAGCUCCCUGUGAGGCUGGAAUUGAACAAGUGCUAGAAUUCAUGAAGAAAUACAACGAUAUAGAGGAAGCACAGAUCUCGGCUAUGAAUUACCUGCUAAAAGCAGAUCAAGACAUGUUUUCCUUGAUCUCAGAUGUCCUGGAAGCCAUUACCUCAGCAAUGAAGAGCAAUGUGAACUGUGUGGAAGUGCAGCUGAGGGCCUGCAGAAUCCUACAGCUUCUCUUUGUGGCAGUUCUGGAGCACAGUGUGGAGGAGGAGUGGAUGUCCAGUGAGAAGGUCAUCAGCACUGUGCUGGAUGUUGUCCGAACCCAUUCCACCAACCAGGAGCUGCUCGCACUCGCUUUAAAUGUUCUCAUGAUUCUCUCAGGGAACGAAGCAUCAGCAGGGAAGAUUGGCAAGGCAGGUGGUAUCCCAGAGCUGUUGAAAGCAAUGAGGACGUUCAUACACAACAGGGAUAUCUGCAUGUCCUGCUGUGGAGCUCUCUGGAGCUUAGUGUUGAAUGGGCGCAAUGCUAGAAUAGCAUCAGCAGAGGGCGCCCUGGUGACUGUGUGCAGCGCAGGAGAAGUUUACCUCCAGGAUGAGGUGCUGAUGGAGUCUGUUUGCUCUGCACUCUGGUCAUUGAUUUUGCAAGGCACUUUAACAAAGGAGCAUUGUGAAGCAGCAGCUCUUCUGUUAUUGGAUGCUCUCAGGACCCACACAGACAGGCUGGGCGUGGUGAAGAAUGCCUGUUUAGCUCUGGCAAGUCUUGUGAGAAUUUCAGAACUGGCAGCAUUCAGAGUACUUCUGCCCCCUGCUGGAACCAAUGGGUUACAAGUGGUUGCAGAGGUCUAUCGUUACCACACUGAUGAUACAGAGGUGGUGGAGAAUAUCUGUUCUCUGUUUUAUGAGAUGGUGCAGUAUGAUGAAGUGGUGCCAGAAUUAAUAUCUUUCAAGGAGAUGAUUAAGCAGAUACAAAUUAAGUUUGCAUCAAAUGAGGAAAUUGUUGUGAUGGCUAAAUCUGCUCUUUCAAAAAUGCAAAACUGACAGAAUUGGCAUCUGUAAAAAAGAAUAUGAAAUGAUGUUGCUGGGGUACUUUUCAGAGACAGAAGACCCAUGCUCCGGCUUUUCUA